Prosopis cineraria is the source of this 991-nucleotide messenger RNA. RefSeq lists its product as uncharacterized. The transcript is spliced from 3 exons. Bases 75 to 677 code for a protein of 200 amino acids. The record is from RefSeq and is a predicted model, not a curated record. Lineage: Eukaryota; Viridiplantae; Streptophyta; Magnoliopsida; Fabales; Fabaceae.
CACAACAUUCGUUCAUUCAUUAACUACAAACCACAACACCUGCUCCCCCAAAUUCUCACCCUUUUCUUUAACCCAUGGCCUCCCUCCUUAUUAGCUUCACCACUUUCCUCAUUCUCUCUCUCUCCUUCCAUUCCUCUCUCGGAGGAGGGAUAGAGUGCGAGAAGCUGGACCGAGAUAGGUGUUCCUAUGCGGUGUCGUCCACGGGGAAACGGUGCGUGCUGGAGAAGCAGGUCAAGAGGAGCGGCAAGCAGGUGUACACGUGUCGCACAUCGGAGAUCGAAGCCGAGAAAGUGAAGGACCACGUGGAGAGCGACGAGUGCAUCAAGUCAUGUGGCCUCGAUCGAAAUACCCUCGGCAUCUCCUCCGACGCUCUCCUCGACUCUCGCUUCACCCGCAACCUCUGCUCCCCUCCCUGCUACCACAACUGCCCCAACGUCGUCGACCUCUACUUCAAUCUCGCCGCCGGCGAAGGAGUGUUUCUUCCCAAGCUGUGUGAAGUGCAAGGGGCGAACGCUCGCCGAGCAAUGGCUGAACUGAGAAGCUCUGGAAUUGUGGCGCCCGGACCUGUCAACUCCGUCAAGUUCGCCGCCGCGGCUGAAACUCCUGAACUCCAACCUCUCAACUCUCUUCGCUUCACUGCCGACCAACCCGUGGCUUCCCCACCAUGCGACCAUUAAUUAUAUAUCUGUGUAUGUGUGAGCGUGUUUGUAGUUUAAAUGUUACGCCCCAAACAAUAUAUUAUGUACUAGUUUGGGCGCUUAGUAAGUAGUUUUCUUGGUUUGUGUUGUAAUAUUACAAGUCAUAUGCCAGCAACAGCUUCGUUCAUAAGGAGCUUUCCAAUGUGACAUGAUUCGUAUAUUUUGUUGUGCGUAGUCGUACAAUCCAUGUUCUGGCAUAAUGGUCCUUCUUCUAAAUUAAGAAGCGACAAAUAAUGCUACUGUAAUUGACUCGGAUGCCCAUCCCGGAAAAUGAAAAUGAAUUCAUUCGAAAA